Messenger RNA from Dentiscutata erythropus, 978 nucleotides. The record is from the annotation of a GenBank genome assembly. Lineage: Eukaryota; Fungi; Glomeromycota; Glomeromycetes; Diversisporales; Gigasporaceae.
AUGGGGAACACGUCAUCUAAUCGGAAACGAGACAAAGAUAAUUCUCAAAUUGUUCCUCAAGCGGAUUCUAAUACUAUUCCAGCCCACUUGACCGGUAACGGCUGUAGUAUUCGUGCUGAUUCAGAUGUUAAGAUUAUAGGUGGUCGUCCUUAUUUAGAUGAGAAAGUUUCUACAUAUAUUUGUCCCACUGAUUGGGAAGAAGCUGAUAGAAUUCAAAUGGGUCAUUUUAUAUUGAAAAAACUACUCGAUGGCAGUUAUGCUGCAAAUCUCUCAGAUAUUAUUAAACCUGGGAGUAAAAUUUUAGAUAUUGGAUGUGGUCCAGGUCAUUGGAGCUUUGAAGUAGCUCAGAAAUUUCCUGAGGCGGAAGUUUAUGGUGUAGAUAUUGUAUCAUCCUUUCCAAAUGAGAUAAAACCUUCAAACUGUUACUUCGAAUUAUGUAACGUACUUGAAGGCUUACCGUUUAGUAAUGACGAAUUCGAUUAUGUUUUUAUGAGACAUAUGGUUUCAGCGUUAAAGAAGGAUCAGUGGGUUCCACUAUUUAGUGAAAUAAUGAGAGUAUUGAAGCCUGGUGGUACUGUUGAGUCUGUAGAGUUUGAAUGGGCUGCAAAAUCAAUGGGUCCAGUUCAUACUCAACUUAUUACCAAAUGGUUCGAAAUGACUUCAAAAACAAGGGCAAUGGAUUUUCAAUUUACUUCAAAACUUGAACAAACAAUUAAAGACGCAGGAUUUCAAAAUGUAACUUGCAUUUGUAAGGAUGUGCCUCUUGGAAAAUGGGAUGAAAAACUCGGCAGAGUUGCUGAAAUAUGGACAGCAAAUUUAGCUGAAAUGGCCAAUGGAAUGAAGUCAUUAUCGGCCCAAAUUAUGGGUAUAACAGAUGAAGAAUGGAUGAAUAUAAUUAACACGAUAGUACAAGAGUUUGACGAAUAUCGCACUUAUCAUGAACAUCGUAUUAUCUUGGCUACUAAAAAAUAUGACUAA